Molecule: messenger RNA, 2232 nt
Organism: Xenopus tropicalis (tropical clawed frog)
Lineage: Eukaryota; Metazoa; Chordata; Amphibia; Anura; Pipidae
Exons: 7
Coding region: 266-1576 (436 amino acids)
Source: RefSeq, a predicted model, not a curated record
CAUUGAGAGGCAUAUCUGUAGCUAUUGGGCUUUAUCAGCCGGAACGAGGAAGAGAAAAUCAUGAACAAAGGUUACAGUGUGUGUGUGUUAGUGUGUGUGUUAGUGUGAGUGUGUUAGUGUGCGAGUGUGUGUGAGUGUCAGUUCUCAGGCACAGCGCUACCUGUAAGGACUCACAACACAAACCUCCAACAAGGAGGGGGUCCUGUCGUGGCGCAGGGGGAGGAGAGCAGCCCAUGGUGCAGUCUAGAAUCUUCAAUGUGACGCGAUGGCUCCCCCUAGAGGUGCAGUUGUGCAGUACAGGGAGUAUGGAGGCCUAUGGCUGCUCAUCCCCGGCGCUGCCCUCAUCCUCAUUCUGCUGCUUCUCUUGUGCUCCUUCCGCCCCCGUUCAAAAAGACGUUCGGUUAAUUUAUCCCAGCGUGGAAAUUCCAACCAAGAAUUGCAUCUGACAAAAGCGGUCAAGCGGGGCACCAGCAAGACCCCCGAAACGCCAGACUCACAAAAUGGAGGUAUCGCCAAAGACCCAGGACCAUCCUCUGGGAAAAAAGCUGAAAAUAAUGGAAAGAAUAACAAUGGGGCAUCUGUCAAAAUCCAAAAAAAUAUCCCAAAUCAAAAUUCUGAAGCAGAAACAAAGAUGCAAAGUCUGCGAGAACGUAAUCUCCCAUCAAUACCCCAGGACAAUGUCGCUGCAAAAAGCGAAGAACCCCUCUAUGAUACCGUUAAUGAAAAUGAACCACCAGUUACUAUAAUUAAUGGUGCUGGCAGGUCCAAUGGGAGUGUGACUAAUGAAGAGGCAACAGGGAAAACUACAACCGUCCCUCUUUACUCCAGCGUGCAGAAGGGCAAUGGGUCCCUCAAGCAGCAUCAGAACCAAGAACUUUUAUAUGAAGAAAUAACUGCGGAAGCCGAGCCCAUUGCUGACCCAGAACCAGCACAUGAGAACAAAGGGCCAGGAAUUGCCUCCCAAGAGAGUAACUCCAUGCGGGACAAUGAGACAUCUUCCCAAACUCAGGAAAAUACACCAAGUGCCGACCAGAUGCCAAAUUUAACAGGACAACAUCUGCCCUCAAUACCACAAGACGUUGGACUAGAAAAGACAAACAUCGCCGACCCGCUUUACGAUACUGUUAAUGAAAUUCACGAUGCAACUGCUGUUGAGGAAUCAAGGAUGGAACCACCAAUGUUCCAUUUGCAAGUGCCCAGUAUUGAAAUAGAAUCAGUUGCUAUUAUUCCUGGGCAAAAUGGCGACAACAAGUCCGAUGGAAGCACGGAUAAAGGAGAGGAAAAGAAGAUAGGGGUCGAUUCUCUUUAUUCCAAGGUUUGUAAGAAGACAUCCCCAAAGAAACCAUCGCACCAAGAAAGUUUAGAAGAUGAAACGAAGCAGGACGACGACGCCAAGGCAAGUUUCUCUGCUAGUUCGUCCAACCUGAACAGUUCCCAAACCUCACUAGAUAUGGUGUCCAUGGCAUACCUGCGUGCCAAGAAGAGGGGAAAGGAUGACAUAUCCAUAAACUCGGAACGUGAGGAGCCUCCACCUCUUCCAGAAAAACAAUUUGAUGAAGAAGAUGAAAAUCAAUAGAACGCAGGAUGAAAACAAAUACAGUUGUUGCCAGUCAAGUAGUUCUCAAUACAUCGUUGGCAAGAACAGGGCUCAUUGCCAUCAGCAGCCCCCCAAAACCAUCUCUACCUGGAAACAGAUGAUGAGCCGCUUCAUUGUGACGUCAUUGUUUGAUCAAAUCUGAUUAUAAGGGUCCCUUUUACUGGGACGUGAACCCCAUUACUGGGACAUUGUUGGGUCAUAGGAAUCUGGUGAGGAUCCAAGUGAUUGUGCCAUUGGGUAUUUGGAAUAUAAUCGGCGCCUCCAUUGUUACAUCACUGUUUUGUUUACACAUUUGAUAAUAACAAGGAACACGAUUGGGGCGACACUGACAGCCAUGGGAAAUUAAUUUGCUUUGGAAGACGGAAAAUGGAACUAAACACAUUUAUGACAGAGCAGAUGAAAGUGACUGUUCUUUUCAAAGUGGUGUUAGAGUUUGGUAACAGUGCUGAGCUCCAACACCCUUCUGAAUCUUUAAUUCCUGAAGAAAGAUACCCAUAAUUACUGCUCGGUUUCUCUCUGUCCAUCUAGGUCAGGGGUAGACAAACUUUUUGGCUCAGGGGCCACACUGACUUACCGAUGGGCCAGGCCGGGCCAGCGUCACAAAUCAUGGGGCCUCUCAGCUCCCCCCCCAGCAU